Molecule: messenger RNA, 1272 nt
Organism: Miscanthus lutarioriparius
Lineage: Eukaryota; Viridiplantae; Streptophyta; Magnoliopsida; Poales; Poaceae
Source: the annotation of a GenBank genome assembly
AUGGCGCCAUCGCCAACUCCACUCCUCCUGCAAACUUCUUCCUUUCCCACUGCUGCUACUACUACAGCUACAGCUACAACGGCUACAGCUGCUAGGCCACCUCCUACACUGGACAUCUUCCCAGCUUGGCCUAUGAGGUCUCUUCACGCACCCAAGGAGUGCUCGAAUGUGACAGCAGACAGCACAGACGACUCAGAGAGCAGCAGCAAGAACAACAGCAACCACUCCUCAGAUCAACUCGGAGCAGCAGCAAACAUGGCGAGCCAGUUCGAGCAAGCUUCACCGCAGCAGCAACUUCAGCACAAGAAUAUGGCUACAAGUUCCACUCCAAGAACUGGGAAGGCUCUUGAUCCAAAGGUGAUCAGAAGGCUGGCUCAGAAUCGCGAAGCUGCACGCAAAAGCCGGCUGCGAAAGAAGGCUUACAUUCAGCAGCUUGAGAGCUGUAAGCUGAAGCUUUCUCAGAUGGAACAGGACAUGCAGCGAGCCCGUUCCCAGGGCCUCUUUCUUGGAGGUGCUCCAGGUGCAAACACCAGUUCAGGCGCCGCCAUGUUCGACGUGGAGUACGCCAGGUGGCUGGACGACCACAGCCGGCGCCUGGCCGAGCUGAACGGAGCUCUGCACGCACACCUGGCAGAUGGUGACCUCAGAGCCAUCGUCGACGACGCCCUGACUCACCAUGACGAGCUGUUCCAGCUCAAGGCCAUGGCGGCCAAGUCCGACGUGUUCCAUCUCAUCACCGGGGUGUGGACGACCCCUGCUGAGCGGUGCUUCCUCUGGAUGGGUGGAUUCAGGCCCUCUGAUCUGCUCAAGACACUGCUGCCCCAGCUAGAUCCACUGACAGAGCAGCAAGUAGUCAGCAUAUGCAACCUUCAACAGUCAUCACAGCAGGCAGAGGAAGCUCUCUCGCAGGGCUUGGAACAGCUGCAUCAGUCACUAGCUGACACCAUGUCUGGUGGAUCUCUGAUUGACGAAGCCAACAUGAGCUUCAUGAGUCAAAUGGCUCUUGCCCUCAGCAAGCUGGCCAACCUUGAAGGUUUUGUGAUACAGGCUGAUAACUUGAGGCAACAGACUCUUCAUCAGAUGCACCGUAUUCUGACAGUUCGGCAGGCAGCUCGAUGUUUCUUGGCAAUUGGCGAGUACCACAACCGCCUUCGUGCCUUAAGCUCCCUCUGGGCUUCUCGACCUCGAGAGAUACUGGUGAACGAUGAAGGGAAUUGUGAGGAGAUAAGCAUUGCAGCACAACCAUCCCAAAGCCAAUUUUCAUCCUUCUGA